Zalophus californianus (California sea lion) is the source of this 1422-nucleotide messenger RNA. RefSeq names its product ADP ribosylation factor like GTPase 4C (gene ARL4C). Gene Ontology annotation, molecular function: GTP binding; GTPase activity. Bases 496 to 1167 code for a protein of 223 amino acids. The transcript is spliced from 2 exons. Gene Ontology annotation, biological process: endocytic recycling; intracellular protein transport. The record is from RefSeq and is a predicted model, not a curated record. Gene Ontology annotation, cellular component: cytoplasm. Lineage: Eukaryota; Metazoa; Chordata; Mammalia; Carnivora; Otariidae.
CCGGCAGCGACGCCCGGGGACGCCCGCGCCCCGCCUGCGCCUCCGAGGCGCGCCCGGGAGCGGGAGCGGCCCAGUGGCCCGCGAAGGCAGAGGCGAGCGCUGGGCGCCGGGAGCCGCUAGCCUGCGGGCGGCAGAGAGCCGGGCAGCGGCCGGAGCGCGGGGGCGCGGCCGGAGGCAGCCGCAGAGCGAGCCGGGGCCGGGGGAGCGCGCCGGGCGCGAGCAACCCUGCGCCGCGGCGGCGGAGGCGGCUUCGCGGGAGACAAAAGCCCGCCGGAGAAACGUGAUGCCCGGCCGGCGCGGGCGCGGGGGCCGCGGCGUCUGAGUCCCCCCACGUCCCCGAGCCGUGCGCCCCGGGGACGCCAAGGCCGGGCUGGUGCCCGAGGCGGAGGGCGACAGGGGCGGCCCAGGUGCGCCCGGCCGCGUCGGGCCCGUCACUGCUCGGGGGGCGGCGCCCUCCCGUCGCCGCCGCAGUGGCCGGCGCCGCAGCGAGGAGCCAUGGGCAACAUCUCCUCCAACAUCUCGGCCUUCCAGUCCCUGCACAUCGUCAUGCUGGGCUUGGACUCGGCCGGCAAGACCACGGUGCUCUACCGGCUCAAGUUCAACGAGUUCGUGAACACAGUGCCCACCAUCGGCUUCAACACGGAGAAGAUCAAGCUGAGCAACGGCACGGCCAAGGGCAUCAGCUGCCACUUCUGGGACGUAGGCGGCCAGGAGAAGCUGCGGCCGCUGUGGAAGUCCUACAGCCGCUGCACGGACGGCAUCAUCUACGUGGUGGACUCGGUGGACGUGGACCGGCUGGAGGAGGCCAAGACGGAGCUGCACAAGGUGACCAAGUUCGCCGAGAACCAGGGCACGCCGCUGCUGGUCAUCGCCAACAAGCAGGACCUCCCCAAGUCGCUGCCGGUGGCCGAGAUCGAGAAGCAGCUGGCGCUGCACGAGCUCAUCCCGGCCACCACCUACCACGUCCAGCCGGCGUGCGCCAUCAUCGGCGAGGGCCUCACCGAGGGCAUGGACAAGCUCUAUGAGAUGAUCCUGAAACGCAGGAAGUCCCUCAAGCAGAAGAAGAAGCGAGGAAGCGCACAUCAGAUCACCUUGGAGUGGUCCUGGGGGAUUUCGCUCCUACAUAUCAUCAGUGAUUUAUUAUACCUCCUGGCCUUUGGAGAAUGAAUGGGUUUCACACAGAGGAAGUUGGCCUCCCCACGUGAGCUUUUGAAAUUGUUUCUCAUAGACACAGGGAGGCCGAUUUUGUUUCAAACGGAUUCUCUUCACAGAUUCUCUGUCAUGGUGUUGGGACGAUGUCUCCUGGGUUCAGUUUUUGUUUCUACAGCUGUAAUUCUCUGUCCUGAACAUUCUUCUGUUCCUGUUCCCUUUUAUAUGCAUAUAUGAUGCUGUGAACAGAAAUAAAUUAUUUAUACAAUCAAA